AUGAGGCAAAUGGCGCCCAUGCUCCCGCCCUCAUCGAGUGCCCUGGUCUUGCCUCCAGGCGUGUCCCUCCUGCAGUCGGGCGUGGGGCUGCCCGGGCUAGGCGUGGGUGGGGUCGUGGGGCUAGGGGGGAUGAUGGGCGUGGGCAGCGGAUCCGCCCUCUCGCCCUCCGUCAGCAUCGACCUACCGGAGCCGUCAGUGCUAUCAGCGGAGGAGGCGACAGCGGGCGUGCAAAUGGGCAUCAAGGUGCGCGGGCUGGACCUGAUGCGCUACGGGCGGCUGGAGGACGGCGUCUACAAGUGCAGCGAGUGCGAGCGCAUUCAGAUCCCGAAGACCUUCAAGACGUCGUACUCGUUCCAGCGCCACGCCUACCUGUACCACGAGGGGCGGCCCAAGCGGUUCCCGUGCCCCGUGUGCGGGAAGGAGUUCUCGCGCCCCGACAAGAGGAAGAGCCACCUGAAGGAGAAGCACGGCCUGUUCCAGCCCGACCCUCCCGACCAGGCGGACUACGCCAGCUCGUUAUAGCGACGGCCGAGCGCUAGGCCGUACUGGGAGCCUCUGGAAAUCCUGGCUCAUUUCAUGGGCACAGACGAAUUUUUAUGAAUUUCAGAGGAGGCCCCUGCUGUUUCGAACGCCUAAAACCUAUAUAGUUCGUUUAUUAUAUCAUAUGUAUUUCAAAAAUUAUCAAAUGGUGUUCGAAACCAUGAUUUACUUAUCAGAACUUCUACCCGAGAGUUCCUCCUUGACACCGAGUGAUAUUCUCCAACACACGAAAAACCGGAAAAUAGGUUAACACAUGCAGCAUAUAGAGGUGUGUUCCUGCACCUCUGUUUACAUCGCACAAAUGUAGAUGUGAUGUUUCCUAUUUCCAGGCAAAGGAGGCAUCAUGUACUCAUUACAUUCUCAGAGACCUUAGGCUAGACCUUAGAUGAAAUACAGUAGAUACGGUAGGCAUCUUUUCUUACUGUGUCAUAAGCUGUAAGGCUACUUUCAUCUGUUAAGGGAAAGAGUAUCACUGGGAUCAGUUAGAGGCAUUGGUACCUGAUGUGCGUCGACCCCAGGCGGUUAGGACAACCACUUGACCAAUGAAGCCGUAGCACCUUUUCUCCAGCCGCGCUGCGGUCUCUCGAGCGCUUUUCAUUCGUUGCUUGUCUUUUUAUCUCGUGAAACUAGUCCUGUCAGUGAUGUCACUUCCUUCGGCCGAAAUACGUGUAAACGGGUGAAAAAAUGGAAGUGUGUUUGUGUG
Molecule: messenger RNA, 1243 nt
Organism: Penaeus chinensis
Lineage: Eukaryota; Metazoa; Arthropoda; Malacostraca; Decapoda; Penaeidae
Product: Krueppel-like factor 14
Exons: 1
Coding region: 1-522 (173 amino acids)
Source: RefSeq, a predicted model, not a curated record